CUCUUCUCGGCAGACAGCUCAUCGUAUCACGGGAGGCGGCCCAAUCACGAGGCUGCCCGAACAGCGCAAAAGCAUUCGUUCGGCACGCACGUGCGGCAUCGCUACGCUGCGCGGCGACGCCAUCGACGCGCACUCCACACACGCAGCACGCCAUCGACGUAAAGCGGCCGGGUGGCUGGGCAGCCUAGCUCUAAGCAAAGCAAAGCAAUCAUGUGGAAUCGGGCCCGGGCAGCGCUCGAGGAGGCGCGCAUCAUGGGCGUGCCCACCAUCAAUACCUCGACCUGGUUCGGCGCCGGAACCGCCUCGGCGGCGGUGCUCACGCCGGCGCAGGUCGCCGCCGUCGCGCCGCUCGUGCGCGUGACUGCUGCUUAUAUCGUGAUGUACUACUCCUUUUGCUUCUUCCAGUCGUGGUCGAAGUUGUAUUUGUCCGCAUCUCGGCGUCCUAGCCUUUUUCUUGUCCGUCGACUCGUGCUCCUGCGCCUCGUCCUUGGCGGGGCUCUUUGAUGAGGCUCCUCCCUUUGGCGAGCGUCGCGGCGAUGGCGUGCCGAGUUCGGCAUCGCGAGAUCGGGACUGCUACGCCACCCCAUACGCCAUCGACGCGACUCACGCCGUCGACACAACGCAGGCGGCGGACGCUGCCCCCGAACGCCGACGGCAAGAAGCCGACGCUCGUGCAGCUGAAGUACGGCGCCUAUGGGUCCAAGAAUAAUGGUUCGCCCAGGACGCGGACGCUGCGGUUGUUGGGCGAUCGGACGUUUUUGAAUACAUUGGAGCAGGCGCCGCCUUUCUUGGUGUCGCUCUGGGCGUGUGGAUUGCUAGCGGACGUUGAAUUGGCCGCUUUUUGCGGGAAGGGCUACAUCUUCUUUCGGUGUUUGUAUCCGAUUGUAUUCCGGAAGGGCAUGCCGUGGUUAUUGCUGUCGACGGUGCCGUGCUACAAUCUGAUCUGGUACAUGCUGUUUCGGGCGGUGGUGGCUUGUGCUUGAUGAGACUGUGUGUGCUGGCCUUUGCUUCUAUAUAAAAAUACUUCGCGUCUCGCUCGCGGCGACGACGUACGACGCAGUCGGGGUUAUAUGUCCGGAAACUCAUCAGGAUGCCGCCAGAACCCUUUCCUAGGUGUAUGUGGUUGAAACAGCGCGGGUUGGCCCGCGGGCAGCCAUUUUGCGUGCGAUCGUGUUUUUGGGUCGCGCGCGCGUGUUGGGGGUUGAGGAAGUAAAAAAGAGGGGGUGUCCCAGCCCACCUGAGGUUCGUUCGUAGUAACAAGUUCGCACAAUGGAGCGCCAAAUUUCGUGAUGGUAUGCGCAAUUCUAAGGUCGGAGUGGAUUGUUAUGUGGCCAUCCUGAUCCGGUCCUCCGGUGUUCAAAACUCGGCAGACAUUUAGUUGACAGAAUGUCACGCUAAGUUCCUCAGUCAUCGAUACCGCAAAAUAUGUAGCACUUGAAUCCAGGGGCUCGCAUGCACACACGCCGUUCCGCAGGUGCAUAGCUCCGAAG
Molecule: messenger RNA, 1490 nt
Organism: Pelagomonas calceolata
Lineage: Eukaryota; Pelagophyceae; Pelagomonadales; Pelagomonadaceae
Source: the annotation of a GenBank genome assembly